Messenger RNA from Schistosoma rodhaini, 4216 nucleotides. The record is from the annotation of a GenBank genome assembly. NCBI's taxonomy places the organism in Eukaryota, Metazoa, Platyhelminthes, Trematoda, Strigeidida, Schistosomatidae.
GUAACUACAAGUCGCUGCAGGAUAAAGGCAUAAAAUUUAGGCACAGAGUACUAAUAACAUUUUGUUCACUGAUUCUAAAAGUGUAUAUUGUUAAAUGUACGUUUGUUUCGAUAGCGCGCUGAACUCGGGGCAAAGAUAUCGCGGAUUAUUUGUAUGUUUUAAUUCUUUGAUAUUUUGCAGACCGACUUUAUUGUUGAUCUUGAUAGGUGUCAUGUAAUUCUUUUAUGUAUGGAUAUUUGUUUUCAUAUGCUAUUUUUGAAUAAUGCUUGAAUUACAAGCAUGUGGUUUCUAUGCUACAUCAUCUGUAUACGUGUUUAACGGAUCACAUGCUCAUAUUUGUCAUGUUUUACCUGAUUUAUUUCACAAAUUACGCUAAGGUUGACGGGAUAAGUUGUUCUUCUGGUUUCCAAGCACACAGUGAUGGUUUCAGAAGUAGACAGUGCACUGCUGAUGUACGACAUUGUCUGAUUACACUUAGUCGUGAAUCAACAAAUGAACCCUACAACCCACAUAGUUUUGACUGUUGGCCAUGGCCAGAAUUGGAAAACAAGUGUCCUACCGUUAGGGGAGUAUGCCACGUUCUUCAUAAAUCUAAAGAUGAUUUACAUGAAACUUGCUGUUGUUAUGAUCAUAUGUGCAAUAAUGAAACUUUGAAAAUCGUCCCUAUGUCUGAAGAUCUCGGUCCAGGUAAUCAUCACAAAAGUGGUCUUGAUCACUUUGGUUUACGGGUUCAUGAUGGUGAUUUGAAUGUAAUUGUAGCAUCUCAGGAUUUUCCAAACUCAGGCGUUGUUUCCCCCCAGCGUUCAGAUUCGUACGAAGAUCCUUCAGACAAUGGAUUACAGAUAGAUGCAUUAACAAUAUUUGUCAUUUGCGGGAUAUUACUGUCAACUGUAUGCACAGUUAUUUUACUCGUGUUUUGUUUAUCUCCUCGAUAUAAAAAAGUCCGAAUGAAAUUUUUCCUUGCAUGCAAUCAUCCAUCUCCGUCUUCACAAUAUUUUCAGAACAGUUUAGACGGUCGUGUUCAUGGCGCACUAUCAAUUGUUGAUUGUUUCCAUUGUCCAAAAAGCUCGUCUUUCAAACCAUCCUUUACCGGUGGUUCUGUUAUAACUUAUCCUGUGAAAAAAUCAGAGAUUUCAUGUCACAGUAUUUCAAACGGUGAUAAUUUACACCAAGUGGGUUCCUGUAUUGAAUCACUAGGUAGUGGAUUCGUUUUCUGUGAUAUAUCGGAAACUGAAUCGGGUGCUAAAGAAUUAGCUAAUUUACAGCUUGUGGCUAAGUUGUGUCAUAAAGAAAAAUUAAUUGGUCGUGGUCGUUUUGCAGAAGUAUGGCUUGCUAAUGUUCCUUUUUCAUUAUUUAUACAUCAAUUAAAAAUAACUCAAGAUUUAUUAAAUUAUAAAAAUCAUAAUAAUGAAAAUGAUAGUAGUAGAAAAUUUCAUCAAUCAUCAACAAAUGGAUCUAUUCUUUGUCAUAAUUCAAAUACAAAUUUAUCUUGGCAUCUAUUAUGCUGUCAACAGGAUAGUAGAUUAACCAAAAUACCUAAUACUAUGUUGAAAUGUCUCAAUUCAAAUACAUCAUUUACAUUUGUCGAUACUCACCCGGAAACAUCGCUGGAUUAUUUGUACAGUGAGAAGAGUGAAACUUCAAUUCCGUUGAAAAAAGAAACGAAAGAUUAUCCUGAUGACAAGGAAAAUGUACAUCAUGCCGAAACAAAUACCUCUCCUUUAUUAUUGUCAACCAGAACAGUUUCAUCUACUGAUGUAAACCAUAAUUCACUAAUAAACAAUUUUACUACGAAUGAUGAAUCUCCUAUGCCUGUGGCCGUAAAAACAUUCACUGCUAAUGAAUAUGAUGCAUGGAAAACAGAAUUGGGGAUUUUCAAGGCUAUCCAUUCAAUAAACAAACGAUUACCUGCAGUUGUUUCUAGUACUGCUACUACUGCUCCAACUACUAUUAAUACUACUGCUACAAUAACAAUUACUACUACCAAUAAUAGUAGCAUUAGUAAUAACAAUACUAGUAAUAAUAGUACUACUACCACUGAUACUGUCGGUACAAUAAGCAACAUAAAUUCCUUCAGUAUCCAAUAUGUACACGAAAUGUUAAGACAUAUUGGGCAUCCUAAUAUUGUUUUACUAUUAGGAGCAGGAUCGGUAAGUUGUUAAAUUCACUAAAAUCACUGAAUGCUUUUAUUGUCCACUUUCUCAAAUAAGUAUAUUGAGUACUUUGACUUUAUUUUAGAAUACCCUGUAGAAAAACUGAAUGAACAAAAAUAUGGAUGUGUUUAUGAAUUUAGAUACUGAUAAAUUUCCAAUGUGAGUUCGUAAGCAUUCUAUUGGAUAUCCUAGAUCUAAGGUGGAAUAAUAGUAAAGCCUAUGUUUAUCAAUAAGAUUUAUAAUUUUAACACUUGAACAUUUGUAUUGCAUAAUCUUAUUGCCAUGAAAACAUUGUACGGACAAAAAAACUCGAAAGCUUGUUUUAUGAUUAUCGCCUUCUUCAUCUUGUAAUUAAAUUUUUAUGAUGGAUUAUAAACAAGUAAUUUUUAGUUAUCGUGGUUGAAUUGUUUGCAUGUUAUUGAGAGUUUUAUUUCACUAAGCAACAGUUUAGUUAAUUGUGCUAACAAGGUAUGGCAACUUGGACCGAUGCAUAUGUGUGCCUGGUCGUACGUUGUAGCUGACUAAGUUUAGUUAGUUAGUAGUUCUCUCUUUCGAAUUGUAUUUCAUAAAGCUUUGCAACUUUCUUUGACGAAUAAGUGUUUUUUAUCCGGCUAUUUCAUAGCAAGUAUUCAUUCAUCAGUAUUUCUGUAAACUAUGGUUUCUUUAUUACUCAAAUAAAACUGAUUGUUUAAGCCUUACAAACAGUGGUGCAAAAUAGGGUACCUUUUUCAAAGUGCUAAGUCAUAUAACUUGUUAGUUAGUGAUCUAAGUAAUAUCUCUGAGUUUUGGUUAUUUAAACAAGCGAGUUUGCCAAUAUGUAAUAUGGUUCUUAUUUAUUAGUGUCAAACAGCUUGCAAGCUGCAUGUAACUCUCGUGCUAAUGUCCCUAGCCUGUAUUUAUUUUCUCCAAUAUGUCGUCCAUUUAGUCUUUUUGAAUGAACAUCAAUAUGUUAUUGGUUCAGAUGUCUGUCAGUAAAUGUUAGCUAUAACCUAUCAAACUUUCGAUCUGAUUCAGUCGAUGACCUCAAAUUACCUGUUUAUAUUAGAAUUAUCUGUAUAUUUCAAGUGAUCAGUAAAUUACUACUCUUCGCUACAUCCCAUGGAGGAAAUAACUUUAUUCUUAUCUGUUUGAUAAAAAUUAUGACAUUUUUGUUGUUUGGUUUAAGGCAGUUAUAAUAUUAUCGACUGUAGAAGCUUCAUCAAUGUAGUGGUCGAGCUUCUAUACCAUAAUGAGUCGCCAGUCGAGCUAUUAGCUAGAACACCCAUCUCUUUGAAUCCUAUGCCCGAAAUCAAGGUCAUACUCCCGAUUGUAUGUAGGUGUAACAGCUGUAAGGUGUUCCCAUAAGGGAAACCAGUAACUUCAGCGAUUCUAUCUUGUCGUAACGGAAAGAGAGAGUUUUAAAAGGUCAACCUCAAAAGAGUACGUCUCACCAGAUCUCCGGCACCGGCGCUAAAGUUUGAAUAGCAUGUUGCUAAUAUAUCAAAAGCCCCUCACAGGACUACUGUAUGUGACCAACCUCGAGCAGAACUUGUGCAUGCUUCGCCUACUAAUAUUUUGUAUUUUAUUAAAUAAUAAAAUAAAAAAACUAUGUAACAUUUUUUAACAGUCCAGUCUAUUGUAAACGGCCAUGUUUAGUAGCAGAAUUUAAUUUUCUGGUAAAGUACACCUCCAAAAUACUUCCGUGUAUAUAUUAUUAAUCAUGCUAUUAUCAAACUGUGUGAUGUUGAAGUUCUGCAUGUUACUAAGUCAUUAGUUCUCAUUCCCAUUAGAAAUGUUAUGAAUAGUUAAAUUUGUUACUGUAUAAAAUAAUAGAUAAAACAGAUUCGUGAUCUAACAUUCUUUUUCGCUUUAUGAUUUUCUUAAUAUAUACUUGUCACUAUUGUCUAAUUCCUUCUUUGUCAUAUCGUAUAUUUUAAAAGUGCAAACAACAAAAUUUCCCCCUCCCAUCUUUAUUGGUUUGUUUUUUUAGUCAUUUAACUUUGAAAGAAAGUUAUUUAUCUAUUCAAUCCAGUGUAGUUUUUAUUUUUGUCACUUGACAAUUGUUUUCUGUUGUUUUUUUCAUU